AGCCCAUGUUUGCAAAGCAUUUUUCACUCUUUACCUCUCCCACCAAAGCGCGAUCCUCUCGUUUUGGUGCAAACCGAUCGACUGCAUACCUCAUUUUUUUUUCUUCGAUCAUGUAGAAUUUUCUCAGAGCAAUGUCAGGGCGCAUAAGACCACAUUGUGUCGAUUUCUCUCAUCAUUUGCCGCUCAAAGCAUUCAUCAAGAUUAAUUUUACUCGUCAGUUUCAGAUAGAUCGAUUCAGCUAGCUGCCUCCCAUCACGGAGCACGGCAUGGACUUCAGCCCUCAAAGAAAGAGCGCCGAACGCAAUCCCGGCAGCUUCGAACACGAUGACAGUGAUGAUGACUUCGGAGCUGAAUCCACCGCCUCUAAGCCGUCUGCGCAUUCGCGCGACAGCAACAAAUCCAACAAGCCCAAGACGAGCCAUGGCGGUUCAACCUACGCGGCGACGACGACGACGACGACGCCGAUGCCGCCCCAAAGUAGCUCCGAACCGACAGGUGGCGUCACCGCAGGAGCGACGGCGGGCAAUAAUAAUGCUGACUCCACCAGCGUGGACAGCGGCGGGCCGAGGAGCAGCAGCAUGGAGAGCAGCAGCAGCGGCACGGCCGCCUCAGGCACGACGCCGGCCAACGUCCGGCGCCACACCGGCGGCGACAGCCGGUGGGACGCCAUCCAGCUGGCCACGUCCCAGGAAGCGCAGCUGAACCUGGGCCACUUCCGGCUGCUCAAGCGCCUGGGCUACGGCGACAUCGGCAGCGUGUACCUGGUGGAGCUCCGCGCCACGCCGGCGGCCUUCUUCGCCAUGAAGGUGAUGGACAAGGCGUCCAUCAUCAGCCGGAACAAGAUGGCCCGCGCGCAGACGGAGCGCGAGAUCCUCGGCCUCCUGGACCACCCUUUCCUCCCCACGCUCUACACGCACUUCGAGACCGACAAGUUCUACUGCCUCGUCAUGGAGUACUGCAGCGGCGGCAACCUCCACUCGCUCCGCCAGAAGCAGCCCGGCAAGCACUUCACCGAGCCCGCCGCCAGGUUCUACGUCGCCGAGGUGCUGCUGGCCAUGGAGUACCUGCACAUGCUGGGGAUCGUGUACAGGGACCUCAAGCCGGAGAACGUGCUGGUCCGGGAGGACGGCCACAUCAUGCUCUCCGAUUUCGACCUGUCGCUGCGCUGCACCGUGUGCCCGACGCUGGUCAAGUCGUCGUCGGUGCACUCCACCGGGAGCGGCGGAGGAGGAGGCGGGGGAGGAGGAGGAGGCGGCGGCGGCAGCGGCGGCAGCAGCGUCGGCAGAGGAGUGGACGUCGCGGACGGCGACGUCAUCACCGCCAACCAGGGUGGCUGCAUCCAGCCCUCGUCCUUCUUCCCGCGCAUCCUUCCCCGGCGCAGCCGGAAGCCGUCCAAGAGCGAGCUGGGUCUCAGCGGCCCGGCCGCGGUGGAGUUCAACGCGGAGCCGACGGACGCGCGCUCCAUGUCGUUCGUCGGCACGCACGAGUACCUGGCGCCGGAGAUCAUCCGCGGCGAGGGCCACGGCAGCGCGGUGGACUGGUGGACGCUCGGCAUCUUCCUCUACGAGCUGCUGCACGGCUCCACGCCCUUCAAGGGCGCCGGCAACCGCGCCACGCUGUGCAACGUCAUCGAGCAGCCGCUGCGCUUCCCCUCCGACGGCGCGGCCGGGGGCCCGGCGGUCAGCUCCGUCGCCAGGGACCUCAUCCGCGGCCUGCUCGUCAAGGACCCACAGAAGCGGAUCGCCUUCACCAGAGGCGCCACGGAGAUCAAGCAGCACCCGUUCUUCGAAGGUGUCAACUGGGCGCUGGUCAGGAGCAUGACCCCGCCGUCGGUGCCGGACCCGGUCGACUUCCGGCAGUACGGAGCCGCCAAGGAGAAGAAGGCGUCCGACAGCAGUACAACGGCUGCCGUGGAGGCGCCGCCGGCCGGAAAGCAAAACUCCGGCGAGUCUUACACGGAUUUCGAGUAUUUCUAGGACGUACCUUACUGUCGACAUACUACAUAUUCUUAUACGACUUCCAUAUGAUUAGAUUACAUAUCUUGAUCGAGGUUUGCCAAUAACUUCUAACUUGCGAUCGAUAUACAUACAGUAUCAUGCAUUGAUCUUGUAAUACAAUUCUUCCAUGUACCAUUUGACUGCAAACUAAAUUUUGUAAAUUUAGCCAC
Molecule: messenger RNA, 2167 nt
Organism: Sorghum bicolor (sorghum)
Lineage: Eukaryota; Viridiplantae; Streptophyta; Magnoliopsida; Poales; Poaceae
Product: serine/threonine-protein kinase RHS3
Exons: 2
Coding region: 267-1976 (569 amino acids)
Biological process (GO): protein phosphorylation
Cellular component (GO): plasma membrane; cytoplasm; nucleus
Molecular function (GO): protein serine/threonine kinase activity; ATP binding
Source: RefSeq, a predicted model, not a curated record